AUGCGCGAGCGCCUCUAGCCUCUACUAACCUUUCUUAAAACAUUAGCCCGUAUUGUUUACCUGUGCCGUGUCUUUCUGUCUUCCAUUGAAAUCAUUGGAGUUAUAACUAUAAACUUGUGUUUACGUUCGUAAUAUCAACAGUAAACACAAAACUUUACCAUUUAAAUAUCAUUUGCGUGCAAAAAAACGAGUAUAUAAAAAUUUCACUUAAAAGUGAUGGGUGAUCCUUCAAGUAUGAUGGGGCACACAGGAGGUGGCCUUAUGCCUCCUCAACCGUACGGAAUGCAUCCUCAAGGCUCGGCUUCAACAGGAGAAAAUGAGCCUAGAAACCAAGACAUUGGUGAAAUCCUACAACAAAUAAUGAACAUAACAGAUCAAAGUUUAGAUGAAGCACAGGCUAGAAAGCACACAUUGAACUGCCACAGAAUGAAGCCUGCUCUCUUUUCGGUACUAUGUGAGAUUAAAGAGAAAACUGUCCUCUCGCUUCGCAACGCACAGGAGGAGGAACCUCCAGAUGCUCAACUGAUACGGUUAGAUAACAUGCUUAUCGCCGAAGGUGUAGCUGGCCCAGAAAAAGGAGGUGGUGCUGGCGCUGCAGCUUCUGGAUCAGCUGCUGCACAGUCCGGGCAACCUGACAACGCAAUCGAACAUUCUGACUACAGAGCAAAACUGUCCCAAAUCCGCCAGAUUUACCAUCAAGAACUGGAGAAGUAUGAGGAGGCCUGCAACGAAUUCACCAUUCACGUUAUGAAUCUCUUAAGGGAACAAAGCCGCACUCGUCCAAUUACCCCUAAAGAAAUCGAACGCAUGGUUCAAAUUAUCCAUAGAAAGUUUAGUUCGAUUCAGAUGCAGCUGAAGCAAUCCACCUGCGAGGGCGUUAUGAUUCUCAGAUCACGGUUCCUAGAUGCUAGGAGGAAGCGUCGUAACUUCAGUAAACAAGCUUCAGAAGUUCUGAACGAAUAUUUUUAUUUGAAUCUCUCAAACCCUUACCCGACCGAGGAGGCCAAGGAAGAACUUGCGAGGAAAUGCGGUAUUACAGUAAGUCAAGUGUGCAAUUGGUUCGGUAAUAAGAGGAUCCGUUAUAAGAAGAACAUCGGGAAAGCUCGGGAAGAGGCUAAUCUCUAUGCCGCAAGGAAAGCGGCAGGUGCAUCUCCGUACAGUAGUACCCCCACACCAAUGAUGUCCCCCGCGCCUCCCCAAGAGUCCAUAGGUUAUUCCAUGGGCUCUACAUAUGAAAGUGCAGGUUACGACGCCAGUAGCUGUGGUUAUGACCCUAUGCACGGUCAAGAGUUGUCACCUUAGGUAAAACUUUAAGUAAAAAUAUUACCGACGUAUACUAUACUUGUAUACUAAACAGAGUAUACUAAUUUUUUUACUGUGCUGUGCGUUAUAUAUACCAAGUUCGUUUAUUGCCUCUAUGACGGAGAACACUUUACUCUUUACGCCGAUGAAACGUCUAGCAUGAUUCUGACGUGGACUGGCCCAUCGUUAAUGCUCAGGUUAUUCAAGCAUUACCCGAGGGUGGCAAAUUGCAAUCUCAGAAGUACAUAACUAUAUAAUAAAUCUCUAAACCAUUAGUUCGGUAUACUUUAAAUGAACUGAUAUAAUACAAGACGAGUGCAAGAAUUAAUCAAAUUGCACAGACCUGUUGACAGCAAGUAUUGUGCCAUUUUCAAGAAAUAAUUACAGGUUACAAAUAGGAAAGUAAAUAUAUAAAACUUGUUUAUUUAUUAUUAUUAUACAGAAUGAUCCUAAAGUAUCUCCCAAUAUUUGCAGGUGCAAUACAUCAAAAAAUAAAGGUACGUUUUUAUGCAGGAUGCAACUAAAUUCUUCUAUUUAAUUAAGAUUAUUUUUAUUUCUUCAAAAGUAUUCCAAAUUAAACACUCACUUUUAUGAUAGUACAUUAAAACCUUAACAAGGAUGUACAGUUUUCGAGAUAAAUGGUAAAAUGUCAUUGAAUAACGAUAGUAACAAUUCAUGUAAUCAUGUUAUCCUUGAAAAAACAAAGUAUUAUGUGCAUAGUUUCCUUCAUUUGCUUUUUGCAGCUUAUACACUUUAUUUUGACACCCUAUAUCAUGAAAACGAAAUGUUUCUGGACACAUGUUUAUAGGAAUUUAUUUGUUAAUUUGUGGCAUAGUCCUUCAUAAAAGUUUGAUCAAGCAUUUUAGUUAUAAACUUUUCCCAAAAAUUAUAUUUCACUUAUUAGCAUUUUAAGGAAAGAGCUAGGAAAAAAGUUACCCUAAUUUUUUUAUGUCCAGAGAAUAUCGGGAAACCUUUUAUGGCCAUCCUGUAUAACAUUGUAUAAAAUGUUUCAUGUAAAACUUCAUAUGUUAUUUAUUGUAUUAAAUUAAUUAAACAGUUGUACAAAAUGUUUUAUUUUACCAUAUUUUAAGGCGCAGAAAAACUGUCGAAAAAAACUUUGUUCC
This is a messenger RNA of Anoplophora glabripennis (Asian longhorned beetle), 2426 nucleotides long. Its product is annotated as homeobox protein extradenticle-like. Bases 217 to 1302 code for a protein of 361 amino acids. Gene Ontology annotation, biological process: embryonic organ development; animal organ morphogenesis; neuron development. Gene Ontology annotation, cellular component: nucleus. The transcript has a single exon. Gene Ontology annotation, molecular function: DNA-binding transcription factor activity, RNA polymerase II-specific; RNA polymerase II cis-regulatory region sequence-specific DNA binding. NCBI's taxonomy places the organism in Eukaryota, Metazoa, Arthropoda, Insecta, Coleoptera, Cerambycidae. The record is from RefSeq and is a predicted model, not a curated record.